Eutrema salsugineum is the source of this 667-nucleotide messenger RNA. RefSeq names its product late embryogenesis abundant protein 47. The record is from RefSeq and is a predicted model, not a curated record. The transcript is spliced from 3 exons. Bases 40 to 615 code for a protein of 191 amino acids. NCBI's taxonomy places the organism in Eukaryota, Viridiplantae, Streptophyta, Magnoliopsida, Brassicales, Brassicaceae.
GAAAAGAGAGAAAUUUAGGUUGAAUUAAAAAAAAAAGAAAUGAGCGAAGAACAGCUGGAGAAACCUAAAACUUAUGACGUGAAAGAAGGUGCUGAAAAGAUUCCGGCGACGGAGGGAGGCAUUAACGCGGCGGAGGUCAAAGACAAAGGUGUUGUCGCCGAGGUCUCCGGUGGACAGGCGGAGGGAGAACUAAACCAGAAAAAGGUGGUAGGCAAUCCUCCGGCAUCGGAAGGAUGCAUAACGAUCGGAGAGGCUCUAGAGGCGGCGGUUCUCACGGCGGGGAAUAAGCCGGUGGAGUGGAGUGACGCAGCUGCUAUUCAAGCGGCUGAGGUUAGAGCCACCGGACGGACCAACAUCAUGCCCGGCGGUGUUGCCGCGUCGGCUCAGUCAGCUGCUACUCUUAACGCUCGAGCCACCUCAGACGACGACAAGACAACGCUCGCCGAGGUUCUCACUGGAGCGAGUAGCAAAUUACCAUCGGACAAACCAGCAACAAGGAAAGACGCAGAGGGAGUGACAGGCGCAGAGAUGAGGAACGAUCCACAUCUCACUACUUACCCUACCGGCGUGGCCGCCUCUGUUGCUGCAGCUGCUCGAAUUAAUCAGGCCAAGUGAUACCAUUCUCCUUUCUUGGGAACUACGUAAUGGUUUAGAGAAGCCAACCUUG